This is a messenger RNA of Acipenser ruthenus (sterlet), 1921 nucleotides long. RefSeq names its product testis-expressed protein 26-like. NCBI's taxonomy places the organism in Eukaryota, Metazoa, Chordata, Actinopteri, Acipenseriformes, Acipenseridae. The transcript is spliced from 7 exons. Gene Ontology annotation, cellular component: cytoplasm. The record is from RefSeq and is a predicted model, not a curated record. Bases 689 to 1552 code for a protein of 287 amino acids.
AGAAAUAUAAUAACUUUUGUUCAAGCAAAGUAUAAGUGUGACAAACCACAAUUCAAUAAUACAGCAGAUAAUAGUGAUAGUUACAUCAGGGUAUGAUUAAAUAGUGAUAGUUACAUCAGGAUAUGAUUAAAUACAAAGUACUGCAGGUUAAACACUUGGCAGAUUACAGUAUUCUGAAGUACAGGAUUAAAUGCAGUAAAAUAGGGGCAGAUAAGAGCAAAAUAAGCACAUUUACAUGAAGGGUGAUAGUGUCCCAGGAUACAAACAGAGGAGUUCUACAGGUGCUCUUUGAAGAGGUGAGUCUUAAGGAGGCGCUGGAAUGUGGUCAGGGACUGGGCAGUCCUGACACCUGUAGGAAGGUCAUUCCACCACUGCGGAGCAAGGGUGGAGAAGGAGCGGGCUCUGGAGGCAGGGGAGCGUAGCGGAGGUAGAGCUAGUCUUCUAGUGCAGGCGGAGCGGAGAGGUCGAGUGGGGGUGUAGGGAGAGAUGAGGGUCUGGAGGUAGCUGGGUGCAGUCUGGUCAAGGCAUCUGUAGGCUAGUACAAGAUUCUUGAACUGGAUGCGAGCGGUGAUCGAGAUCCAGUGGAGCGAGCGGAGUAGUGGAGUAGCGUGGGCGAAGCGAGGCAGAGAGAACACCAGGCGGGCAGCAGAGUUCUGGAUGAGCUGGAGCGGACGGGUGGUUAAUCUGCAUGAAAUUCAAAGAUAGCAAGAAGCACUGGGAUCCUUAUGAAACUACAAAUAUCCGUGAAUAUGUUUACAGACCAAAUCCUGCAACAGAAGCUGUUCGCCCCAUGUCUUCAAAUGCAUAUACCUUCCCUUAUGAACUGAGCGGCCCUGUUGGUGCUAACAGAUACAGUGAGGACUUCUGUUGGCAGCCAUAUUCAAAACCUGAAAUCAUACGAAGCGGGUCCUCUAUGGGAAGUAAGAGAGACAAUCCUCAACCCCUACAGGAUUGGAGGGUGCUCAGAGGAGAGAAACAGAAAUCGUUAGUUUGCAAGUCACCCUGGAAUAAACCUGUUUCUGAUGAAGAAAUAAGAAAAGUGUUGUCGGGACAGUACCGCUCAACCUAUAGGGAGGAUUAUUUGGGUUUACCUCCAGAUUUUCAAGGAAAACAAGUGCCUCCUAACUGGAAGAAGGAAAUCUCUCAAUUGCCUUUGACUGAGUUUAGAUACCGCUACCAACAUCCAAAGCAGAGUCCUGAACUUAAGAGCUCCACCUCCCGCUAUGGAAGUAAUGCAUCUCAUCCUUUUCCAGCUAAAGGAGUGGUUCCAAGUGUGACCCUCGCUCACAUCAUUAAUCAGGAGAGUAAGAAGCAGCUAACUACUUACCAGAGGAUGUUUGGAAACAAUAGCAUGGGCAUUUCAACAGCCCUGAACUCUAUGCAGCCUAGAGAAAUUCAAGAAUUCCUUAAGACUGUUCCUGAGAAAGACAGAGCAGUGUUGCAAAGAUUUCUGAAAAACACUGCUGGCAGCCAAGCUAAGGAUGUUUCAGGAGGGUCACCAGCCAAGCCAGCAAAUCCAGUGUGGAUGUCAGGGGUGCCCGGUCCUGUGUAGCCUGCGGUACCUGGAAAAAGAAUUAAAUCAUGUCUGAAGUGUGAUUUAAAAGAGCAGGAUAAAUAGGAUUUUUGAGAGUGUGGAGUAAGACCUCUGCAAUCAGUGCUGUAAAAAGUGUGAUUUGCAAUGCUCUUUUAUUUUGUAUGUCUACCUUGAAUCGACAGAUACUGUCUGUAAAAAAAUGAAAAUCAGUAAAACAAAACGGUUGAUGAAAUGGAAGAUUUUAAAUGAGCUGCAUUUGAAGACAGUAAGGAAACAAUCAUAGAACUGUAUAUUAAGUUGCUGUUAGAAUAUGUUUUGUGAAAACAGUUAUCCAGCUGAUACCCAGCAUGAUAAUUCUGAUAGACUUGAGGGGGUCAGACAAAUUCU